Molecule: messenger RNA, 1263 nt
Organism: Cloeon dipterum
Lineage: Eukaryota; Metazoa; Arthropoda; Insecta; Ephemeroptera; Baetidae
Exons: 2
Coding region: 1-1188 (395 amino acids)
Cellular component (GO): nucleus
Molecular function (GO): NAD+ poly-ADP-ribosyltransferase activity; NAD+-protein mono-ADP-ribosyltransferase activity
Source: RefSeq, a predicted model, not a curated record
AUGGCGUUCCAGCAGCGGCAAGGAGGGAUCCGCCCCCGCCCUGCAGCGCCAACCCCCCAAAACAACCCACCCUUCAGGCCGAGGACUUUUUAUUCGCCUUUUUCCAACACUAAUACGGAAACUAGCUCAUCAGUCAAGAAGAAGACGAGAGGACCGCCUGCUACACCGUCAACCCCCUCGCGGGAAACACACCCCCAACCCCUAUCAAAAUUAAGUAAACGUCUAUCAAAAUCGACAUCCUGCUUAUCUGAGAUUGAAACGCCUCAACUCUCGAAUUCCCACUCGAAAUCAAUGAACACCCUAAUUUUCACAAAUUCGACUAAACCGCCCCUACGGAAAAAAUCCCACCCCUCCAGAUAUUCAUCCCACCCCUCCCUCGCUCCACCCCCUCUGCAGAAAACCCUCUCCAAAUCGACAUCCUCAUUGGCCGGAGGUCCACCCCCUCCCCUCAUGCGAUCAGUCUCCUCCCUCCAAUUUGAAGCCGCGACAUCAUCCCCCUCAAAAGUUCCACCCUGUGUUCGUCGCCAAAGGGCGAAAAAGCAGAGGCAGUACAACACCCAGGUCAUCCCUGUCGUGCUGAAAAAGGUUACCACCACCUUCCUGCAGGCCUACCCCACCCGCACCCUUACUGACCUCGAGCUGCAAGGGCUGCUGCCGCCUGACUGGUCUCCAACCUGUGUCCACGACUACCGACACUUUGGCCUCGUCAGGGUCCCGCCCUCUCCUGGCGACCUGUAUAUGAUCCACAACCUGAAUUUACAAAUUGGCGGAAUUGUUGUCAAAGGGAUGGAAAAGGUGGAGAAUCCUUACCUGUACCUGCAGUACCAGCUGAAACUGAUAGAAAGCGAGGGGAGCAAGGAGUUUUUGCUCUUCCACGCCACCAGCUACGAAAAAGUACUGGCCAUCGUGAAGGAAAACUUCAACUGGCGGCUGGCGGGAAGCCGCGUUGGCCACCGCCACGGCCUCGGCGUCUACUUCUCGAGGAGUCCAACCUUCUGCUUCAACUUCGCCAAGCAGGGCCGCUGUCAGUGCUUCCUGGUGGCCAGGGUACCGGUCGGCGCCGUCGCGACUGGCUUCUCUGACACCCGCCUGCCAGGCCCCUGCGCCGACGCCACCGGAGACGGAAAAAACACCAUUGUCAAGUACCACGACCAUGAGUUCUAUCCUCAAUAUGUCAUCCAUAUCUGAUAAAUUAUUUAAAAAAAAUUAUAGAGUAAAAAUAAUUGAUUUAUUUAUUGGAAAUGCAGAAAAACUGAUGGCACU